This is a messenger RNA of Nasonia vitripennis (jewel wasp), 2092 nucleotides long. Its product is annotated as DNA ligase 1-like. NCBI's taxonomy places the organism in Eukaryota, Metazoa, Arthropoda, Insecta, Hymenoptera, Pteromalidae. Gene Ontology annotation, cellular component: ciliary basal body; cilium. The transcript is spliced from 8 exons. The coding region runs from base 152 to 1858 and encodes 568 amino acids. The record is from RefSeq and is a predicted model, not a curated record. Gene Ontology annotation, molecular function: microtubule binding.
CUAUCGAAAAACAAAAUAAAGUCGUUCUGUCAGAGAAAAGGCCGUAACUGCAUCUUGAUUUUUAGAGAAACGAAAUCCACUGCCCAGCCUGAAUCAUUGUAUAGACGUAAAUAUACUUACUUUCGAUAUCAAAGAAAAGAAAAUUUUAAAGAUGGUCGAUUUGCAAGAAAAGCAUAAGGGAAAUAUUUCUCUUCCUGCGAGAUUACAAUCUCCUGACGCUACAAACAUUAAGCCCAAAAACGAAGAUGAUCACCCGACGAUCGUAAACGUGCAAAAAGCUAUGUAUGAAGUUAUACUGAAUGAUCUUCAGAGAAAAAUUGAAAGGUUACAAAUACGAAACGAAGAUUUGGAGAAUUUUUGCGACAAAGUGAAAAGUAGCUCGGAAAAUGUAGAUCAAGAAUCUGAGCUUGAAAUCGUACAACUGAACAACAACAUUGCAAUCGAAGUGAAAAAAGUUAACGAGCUCAAGAAGAGAUGCGAUGAGAUAGAAGCAAGCAGGGAAAACGAAAAAUUAAGACAUCUAGAGAAAAUCAGACAGAUGGAAGAAAAUUUCGAGAAAACUAGAAUACAACUCUAUUCCGAAAUUAAAACCAUAAGUGCUAAAAUCAAUAUGAUCGAUGAGUACAAGUUGGCAGACGAAGGUCUAAGGAAAAAAUUGAACGAUAAAAUCGAAACAACUUUGCGCAAAGAGGAUGAAAUGGAAAAGACGUUGACUCGACUCAAUUACAAAUCGAAGAUUCACAAAGAAAAUCUGAAGAAGGAAGCGUACAAGAAGAUAUUAGAUACGUCAGAAACUUUCCAGCUCGAGCUGAAAGAUACGACAUCCCCGACAGAACAAAGAUUAAUGCGGGAAAAUAUUGUUCUUGAAAAUGAAUUAGACCGAUUAUGGAAUGAUCAUUCCAACAUGCAGGCCGUAGACUUGAAGCACAUUGAUACCAUAAAAGAAUAUCACGAUAAAAUAAAAGAAGCUAAAUCUAACACUAAGCGUCGAUUAAUUGCUUGCAAGAUCCAAAACUUAUUGAUAAAGAAAUUGCAGAGUGUGCGCUCGAAAGUAGAAAAGGAACUCGGAAAAUCAUUCCAAACGGCAAAACAUUUUGAGGAACGAUAUUUGCAGCUCUUGGAUAAAACGAAAAAUGCAGAAUUUUCAACGGAUAAUAUUCGCAAAAGAAAAUUAGAAGUUAUGCUUCAUCAAGAAAGGGUUAAACUUGCAUUAACAAAUGCCUUCAAAAUACAAUCUUUAUCGGCUUUUGAAAGAGUUUCUCGAACAUUGAGUAGUUUGAAAAACGCAGUUGACUCUGCAUUGAUGAUUACAAAACAUGACGCUAAUGAAGAACUAAAAAACAUGAAUCUUCAAGCUUUUGGCAAUCACUUAUUGAACAUAAUUGAAGACUGUGAGUCUGAAAAGUGGAUUGCAAAAUCUGAGUCGACAGAAACUGUAGCUGACCUACUAAACGUUUAUGUGACGGGAGACUUAGGUUUUGAACCUAAGCAUAUUCAAAUCAUUGAACAGGUUUCUCCAGAAAUGCAUAAGUCUGAAUCUAAAUCAGUUCUAAGUACAUUAGAAAUUUUAAAAGAACUCGAACAAUUGCCGACUGCAUCUGAAAAGCAACAACAAAGUGUAUCAAGCAGAAAAAGUUCUCAUAACUCUGGUAGCACUGAUAUCUUCAACAGUAGUGCAACAACAAUAAAUGAAAGCGAGGUGAGUAAAAAUGAAUCUGCAGAUAGAGUGGAAGAACGUGAAACAAUAUCAGUAGAAGAAGAGGAAGACGAUUAUGAAGAAGAGGACGUGUCAGAUUAUGACGUUAGUCAGUUAGAAUACGAAAUAGAAGAUUUUGAGAAUACCGUAAAUCUAGGGUAACAAGGAUCACGACAAUUGAAAUUUAUAGUAUGAAAGAAUAUUUAAUAGUUAUAUACCUAUACAAUUUAAAUAACGGUGCAUUUAUCACUUGAGUGAUAAAUUUCUUUUUUUAUUUACAAACUUACUUCUUAGUAACUUUUUUCAACUCUAUCUUGUGAUCAGCUUUGAUAUACCUUUUGACUUUAGACUUAGUCUUUUUCCUAUAAAAGAAUACAUAAAACGUUGUUUAAUUUC